Grosmannia clavigera kw1407 is the source of this 903-nucleotide messenger RNA. RefSeq names its product tetraspanin. The record is from RefSeq and is a predicted model, not a curated record. Gene Ontology annotation, cellular component: membrane. The transcript has 3 exons. NCBI's taxonomy places the organism in Eukaryota, Fungi, Ascomycota, Sordariomycetes, Ophiostomatales, Ophiostomataceae. The coding region runs from base 1 to 903 and encodes 300 amino acids.
AUGUCUCUGGCAGCCCAUCCUUCCCGUCGCACACCUAAAACGGAACACGGUUCCGUGCCCUGGGCCAUCGUCUGCAAAAAGAAGCAUGUGCUUCUCCAACCAAAAGCACGCGGCCUCCUGGAUCUUCCCAGCGUCUCCUCCGUCAAGUGGGCAUCUGCUGCCAAAAGACGCCGGCCGUCUGACAACACGCUCCCUUUCGAUCCCGACGACGACUACAGUGUCGUCAUGGCGAACAAGAUCUUUGUGGCCUACGUCGUGGCCGACGCCCUGUUCAUCAUCAUGGGCUCCAUCCUCCUCGGCUUCUCCGUCGUCGUCAAGAACACGCUACACAACGCCCCGUCCGACGGCGCCGAGGCUGCCCGGAACUUGCUGUACACGCGCUUUCCCCUGACAGCCGGCGUGGUCAACGGCAUCUUCUACUUCAUCACCUUUGUCUUCACCAUCCCGGCCGUCACCCUGCCAACACGCGGCUGGCUCAAGCUGUCCGGCUACAUGGUCACCUUCACCGCGCUCUUCAGUCUUGGCAUCGGCCUGCGCAUCUGGAUCACCACGCUCAACACCAAGGAGGCCUUCUCGCCGCUGUGGAACGCCCAGACGGCCGCUGUCCAGGACCUGAUGCAGACCCAAUUCCAGUGCUGCGGCUACUUCAACAGCACCUCGCCCGCCUUUGUCACCGACGCCACCUGCUCCAGCCCGGCUGCCGCUGCCCUCGUCCGCGGCUGCGCCUCGCAGAUCAGCAGCUUCGGCAACACCUUUGUCGACGAGAUCUUCACCGCCGUCUUCGGCAUGUGCGGCAUCUGCGCCCUGCUCGUCAUGGCCACUGCCUGCCUGCUCAAGGACCGCAAAGAGCGCGAGCGCUUCCGCUACAUCGACGAGAAGAACGGCCUCGGCCGUACCUUUUAG